Messenger RNA from Stegostoma tigrinum, 2671 nucleotides. RefSeq names its product ubiquitin-like 3a (gene ubl3a). NCBI's taxonomy places the organism in Eukaryota, Metazoa, Chordata, Chondrichthyes, Orectolobiformes, Stegostomatidae. Gene Ontology annotation, molecular function: protein binding. The record is from RefSeq and is a predicted model, not a curated record. The transcript has 6 exons. Bases 705 to 1061 code for a protein of 118 amino acids.
GCUCAGCGAUCGGACUUCUCGCCGUGCGCCAUAUUGAGUUUGAGAGAGAGGGUGAAGAUGAUAGGAUGAGCGGCUGGACUGGUGUCGUCUUGCAGAGGAACACAAUGAGAACUCAGCAAACCUGUCUUAUCAAAAUAUGAAAGGGACAACGUAGAAGUUCUGAUUUUGUCAGUGUUUAAAGUGUUGACUCAACUGUGAGCCGCCUGCUUUACCGGAUAUUUUUGUUUGGUCUUCACCCUCCCUCCCCCCCUCUGUCUCUCUUUAACUUGCGGUGGAAGCAAGUUGUGUCCCGCUCUGCUCCGUUUGCGGUUGAGGCAGUUCGCACGUUUUUACAUUUAACGACCAGCGUCUCUCGCUGUUUGCUCAGCCUUCCUUGUGUUUUUACUGUGAAUCGGGAAGGUUGUUUGAAGACAGAGCUGGUGAUUGCUUCUGAGUUUCUAUUUGUUUAUUUUUCCUUCGUUUUGGAUUGAAUUCCGCCCGUUGUGUUGAGGUAGCUUGGAGACUGAGCGGAUUGAGCUGCGAAUACCCCAGGCAGUCGUCGUCUAAUAAACGGAUACAGUUAAAAAUGUCAAGCUGUGUACCGGUGGACAUGGUGAUUUGUUAAAAGGAUGAAUUAUUGGCCAGGAUAUGAGGAAAAAUGCUCCAUUCUUUGAAAAAGUGCUUUGGGAUUUUUUUUAUAUCCACCUAAAGAGGGCUCUAACUUCAUGUUCCUCAAGUUGAAUAAACCCAAACAAAUUAACUUACGACUCAUCUUGGUGAGUGGAAAAACAAAAGAAUUUCUGUUUUCACCCAACGAUUCAGCAGCAGACAUUGCCAAACAUGUGUAUGAAAAUUGGCCAAUGGAUUGGGAAGAUGAAUUGGUCAGCAGUCCGAGCAUCCUAAGGCUUAUCUACCAAGGAAGAUUUCUACAUGGAAAUGUGACUCUAGGAGCACUAAAGCUUCCUCUUGGUAAAACUACUGUGAUGCAUUUGGUUGCAAGAGAGACAUUGCCAGAGCCAAAUUCCCAGGGUCAAAGGAACCGUGAAAAGACUGGAGAGAGCAAUUGUUGUGUGAUUCUGUAAAUACUCCGACAAACUGCUAACCGUGAUGUAAUAUAGUCCUUGUCAUUCAUGCUGCUGGUAUAGAAAAGAAGUAACGUUGCUUCAAGGACCUUUUAUAAAAACAAACUUGAUUGUUCAUGAAACCAAUAUUAAAAACUGGAGCAUUACUGUUUGAUUUAUUUUAAAUCUGUUUUCUGUAGUGUUCAUUUUUAAAUUUUGGACGGUAGUAAUGCCGUCUGCAGUUUCUGUAUUUAUUUAUAUAGGUAUAUACAGAUAAAAUUAAACAGAAGAAUUUCCAUACCACUGAAUCCUUUCUGUUCUCACUACUUUAUAGAGUUGGAAGGUAUAUAUCAUGGCAUUUUUAAGAAGUUUUUUAAAAUCCAGGCACUUCCUGGAGGAAAUUUACACUGUUGACUGCAGUGUAAUGUUGCUUUGUUAAACCAGAUGAUGAAACCAGAUUUACUGAAAGAUUAAAUUACAUGAAAGACUUGGUAGAUGAUAGUGAAAGUAAUUUUUGUUCUUCAAAUCUUUGAUGAUUGCUUGCAAAUUCCAUACUCAUUAAAGUUGUUACAAGUGUGUCUGCUGCUCAGAGUAAAGUAAACAUACCUGUGUUUUGAUGAGUUUGUAGAUUUGAUUUCAAAGAUUCUUUUUUAAUGGAGCAUUACCUUCAGCUUAAUUUGUUGUACCAAGUAAAUCUUGCAGCAUACACCAGUGCAUUGAGUGCAUAUGUAGCCUUAAUGAGGGAGGAAGAAGCUUUCCUCGAGCAUCUUUCUCACUGCUGUGUAUGUUUACUGUAUUUGUAGUAAAGCCUCAUUAGCCAUCUUGCCUAUUUUUUUUUAAAUCUUAUAACCUUACCAUUCACUAUUGGCUUAUUUUUAACCUGUUACAGAUUUGAAACCUAAUGGGAGAAAGGCACUCAUUAAGCAUUAGCAUAUAUUCUUUCUCAGUAAUAUGAUAAACUAUUUUAGUACUUGUAAUAUUUUGCUUUUCUGUAUUUAGUGCUUGCAAUGAUACAAAAGAUAGGGAAACCAAAUUAUCAGAAGGGCCUAAUAUGUGAAAGUUGGCCUUCCCUUUCCUUUUGUAUAAAUUACAAAUGAUAUGCUAACUAAAACCUAGAGAUUUUUGCACAGCACUGGAGCAUGAGCUACUUUCAUCUGAACCUGUAAAAAAAAAUAAAGUUUUUAUAUUUUUCAGUGGGAGGUGUUUCUUUCCAACUGAAUUACAGAUAUGUAGAAUAUAUUUAAUAAGAAUCUUAUACAGUACAUGAGUAUAGAACUUAUUAACAAGUAUAGAUUUGCUUGUAGUAUAAUAGAAUAUACUAUGUAAGUAACAAUAGCAACUUGAAAAAGUCACAGGUUGACAUUGUGUUCUAUAUCUAAUAAAAGCAUCUGCUCAGAUUGAAUUCAAUGGUGUAUGUCAUAGGUAGACAUAAUGUUUUUUCAUUUACCUGUGUUAUUUGCUUUUAAAAUGCUUUAUAUGCUAUAGUUCUACAAAAUAUUGUUCAUAUUGAUCAGGAUCAAAUUUGUAUAGAGCUGAGUUUUGCAAUGAUUGUAAAUAUGACUGAACAUUUUCUUUCUGCAACCUGUACUGAUAGAUACUUAUGUAAACUAAAUAAAAAAAAUUGCAGUUCA